Sinocyclocheilus rhinocerous is the source of this 1021-nucleotide messenger RNA. RefSeq names its product coiled-coil domain-containing protein 3-like. NCBI's taxonomy places the organism in Eukaryota, Metazoa, Chordata, Actinopteri, Cypriniformes, Cyprinidae. Gene Ontology annotation, biological process: negative regulation of gene expression. Bases 1 to 687 code for a protein of 228 amino acids. The record is from RefSeq and is a predicted model, not a curated record. The transcript is spliced from 4 exons. Gene Ontology annotation, cellular component: extracellular region.
AUGACUUUCCUUCUGUAUCUGUACACAAACCUAUCUGCAGAGAAGCACGAGCGCGCGGAGGACGCGCUGCUUUACGCGGCGGAGGUGGAGUUGCUAUGCGACCAGGCGUGGGGCAGCAUGCUGGAGGUGCCCGCGGGCUCGCUCCUCAACCUCACGGGACUCGGGUACUUUAGCUGUCAGUCACACACGGUGAUGGAAAACAACUCCUACAUAUUCUUUCUCAGGAUGGAUGAAAACUACAACAUCCUCCCUCAUGGAGUUAACUUCCAGGAUGCCAUAUUCCCUGACACGCUGGAGAACAGACGACUGUUUUCCAGCCUCUUCCAGUUCUCAAACUGCACUGAUGGACAGACGAUACACAACUUUAAUAGUGAUUGGGAGAGCCAGGAAGACAGCAGGCUGCUGUGUUCCUCAGUGCAGAAGGUGUUGUUUGAGGAGGAGGAGCGGGUUGGACAGCUUGAGGAGCGCGUGGCCGAGCUGGAGAGGAAGAACGAACAGUUAAAAGAACGAGUGGGGAAACUGAGGCAUUCUCUGAGGAAGGCCCGAAAAGUGUCCCGCCGUGCAGAACGGGAGCGCCAGGAGCUGCAAGAGCGCCUGAAGACGGCGGAGAGACGUGUAGGACAUCACAUCAAUGCCAUUUCACCCCAACACAGCCCUCCACGCCACAGAUACACACACGGACUGUGAGCUCCAACACACACACACACUCACACCUUUACACGGACUCAAACAGACUGCAGGGCAGUCUUCAAAUCCCAUAUAUUUACUUUUUCUUUUUUUGUUCUUUCCACAGUUUUUAGCAAUUAAUUAAGCUCCAAAUGCUUGGUGUAAACUUGUUUUGUACAUAAUUUUAAUGUUGAUAUUGAUAAAGUAAGCUUUAAUAUUAAAUAAGCUUAAUAUGCUUAAUAUGCUAAUUCAAGAUUUUAGUGUAAAAAGUGAAUACUUAAGGAACUAUUUCUAAUCUGACCCGUAAAAAUGACUUGUUAGUGUAACCUAAUGUAGUAUUUUAGACUUUGAGUUU